Hibiscus syriacus is the source of this 819-nucleotide messenger RNA. Its product is annotated as protein SICKLE-like. The transcript is spliced from 2 exons. The record is from RefSeq and is a predicted model, not a curated record. Gene Ontology annotation, biological process: miRNA processing; mRNA splicing, via spliceosome. NCBI's taxonomy places the organism in Eukaryota, Viridiplantae, Streptophyta, Magnoliopsida, Malvales, Malvaceae. Bases 1 to 819 code for a protein of 272 amino acids.
AUGAGACCAAGGAACUUCGAUAGGGAUUUGCCUGUCCAUCAGAUGCAAAGCCAAUUUUCACCUGCUCAAGGUGUAUACAACCAUGGUCCAUACAACCCAAGAAUAAGAAGUCCUUCACUCAUGCAUCCAGGCCAAUCUGGUGCUUGGAAUGGAUCACAGGCCACUGAUCAUUAUAACUUGGUAUCUGAUGGAACACCGAGAGGAAUGUAUAGUAAUCCUCCCAGGCAUCCUAGAACUUCUCAAAGGGUCUGGAAUCCUUCUAAUACAUCAACUUAUGGUAAUUUGCCCGGCCCUUACUUUUCUCUAGGAGAUGGCCCUAGUUUCAACUAUGGAACAGCCAGGCCUCAAAUGUUUGGUAACAGGCUGAAUCUUGAUCAAGGAUCUGGAGGUAGUGCUUAUUUCAGUCCAGGAAGAGGCAGGAGUCGUGGAUACACUGGGAGCAGCACUCCUGGUUUAGGAAGGAGUGUCGGACGAGGACAAGGUUUUCGUGGUCGUAGCUCAGCAUCAAACAGGAUAUUAGGGCCAGAGAGUUACUUUGAUCAAUCCAUGUUGGAAGAUCCUUGGCAGCAUUUAGAACCUAUUCCAUGGAAAAGACAAGAAGCUGGAAGGGAUAGUUCGAGUACUCCGGGCACUUCAAAUUCAUGGCUUCCGAAAUCCAUUGACCCAAAGAAGGCAAAGUUUCAGAGGCUUCUUCAAACAAGUUUAACUCUCAACAAAGUCUUGCCGAGUACCUUGCUGCUUCAUUCAACAAAGCUGUUGAGGAUACGCAAAAUGAAUGAAAGUUGCUCAAAUCUCAAAGAACAACUACAAUUGGCUUGA